Molecule: messenger RNA, 2178 nt
Organism: Zalophus californianus (California sea lion)
Lineage: Eukaryota; Metazoa; Chordata; Mammalia; Carnivora; Otariidae
Gene: EPHX3
Product: epoxide hydrolase 3
Exons: 9
Coding region: 664-1746 (360 amino acids)
Cellular component (GO): intracellular membrane-bounded organelle
Molecular function (GO): hydrolase activity
Source: RefSeq, a predicted model, not a curated record
CACCAGAAGAAAGCUAAAAGCAUUCCGAUGGCUGCCUCCGGGCGGAAGGAGAGGUGGAGCCCGAGAUUGUUGCUUUUUUCUACAGAGUUCCAGUGGCUCAACCGGCCCGGUCCUCCAGCUCCCGGGCUGGGCUUGCCUUCUAGAAGUCCAAGAGUCUCCCGGUCUUCAUUGGUCGGCACCGGCGGAGCCCCGGGCCUCAACACUUGCCGAUUGGCUGCCGGGCGAGACCUGUCGCCCGCACGUAAAUAACCACCGCCCUCCAAUCACAGCCGUGUAGGGGCGGGCCGACGACGGGCCCGCUGGACUAACGAGGCCGGCGCGGGGUCGAGGCCAACUGGACCCGCCGUUAGAACCAGGCCUGGGCUCCUCCCCAGCCACCGAAGCCCGGUCCUCACAGGCACCAUCCCCUCGCCCCAUCCUGUUCGCUGUCGCCGUCGCGCCCAGGUGUUUACCUGGUACUUAGGUGAGUCGUCUGCAGUGGCGGUUUCGGUCUAAGCCUCCCGCCUCUUCUCUCGGAGCGUUCCUCAAGCCUCGAAGGCACGGAGGGGCCCCAGACCAAAGGCGGUGGGCUCCCCAGUCCGGGUCCCGCCUCCGUGCGGCUGCUUGCGCCCCCCCGCCCACACCCCCAAAGGCAGCGCCGAAGUCGUCCCGGGUCGCGGCGACAUGCCCGAGCUGGUGGUGACCGCGCUACUGGCGCCGUCGCGCCUCACUCUGAAGCUGCUGCGCGCCUUCAUGUGGAGCCUCGUGUUCGCCGCCGCCCUGGUGGCCGCCGCCGUCUAUGGCUGCAUCGCGUUCACACACGUGCUGUGCCGGCCCCGGCGCGGCUGCUGCGGGCGCCCCCGGAGCACCCCACCGGCCUGUUUGAGCGACCCCACCCUGGGCGAACACUGCUUCCUGACCCUGAAGAGCUCGGGCCUGCGCCUGCACUAUGUUUCCGCCGGACAUGGCAAUGGGCCCCUCAUGCUGUUUCUGCACGGCUUCCCAGAGAACUGGUUCUCCUGGCGCUACCAGCUUUGGGAGUUCCAGAGCCGCUUCCACGUGGUGGCUGUGGACCUACGGGGAUACGGCUCCUCCGACGCGCCUCAGGAUGUAGACUGUUACACCAUGGACCUGCUGAUGACGGACAUCCAGGAUGUCAUCCUGGGCCUGGGUUAUUCCAAGUGUAUCCUGGUAGCCCAUGACUGGGGUGCGCUCCUCGCCUGGAAUUUCUCCAUCUACUACCCAUCCCUGGUCGAGCGGAUGGUAAUUGUCAGCGCUGCCCCCAUGUCUGUGUACCAAGACUACUCUAUACGCCACAUCGGCCAGUUCUUCCGUUCCAACUAUGUAUUCCUGUUCCAGCUUCCCUGGCUGCCUGAGAAAUUACUGUCCAUGUCUGACUUCCAGAUCCUGAAGACCACCCUCACACACCGCAAGAGAGGCAUCCCACACUUAACCCCCAACGAGCUCGAGGCCUUCCUUUAUGACUUCUCACAGCCUGGUGGUCUCACUGGGCCCCUCAACUAUUACCGAAACCUCUUCAGGAACUUCCCCCUGGAGCCCCAGGAGCUGGCCACACCCACACUCCUGCUGUGGGGAGCGAAGGACACCUACUUCGAUCAGGGGCUGGUGGGAGCCAUCAGCAGUCGCUUUGUGCCGGGCCGGCUGGAGGCCCACAUCCUGCCGGGCAUGGGGCACUGGAUUCCACAGAGCAACCCCAGGGAGAUGCACGAGUACAUGUGGGCCUUCUUGCGAGACCUGCUGGACUAGUGGCCCUCGCUUGCUGGCCUAUGUGCACCUGGGAGGCCGCACGGCGUACGUACAAGGGUGGACUCCCGGAUCUUGCACAGGCGUGGAACUCUAGGCUACACACAAAGGCGUCUGUGGAUGCCCUCAGGCGCACCAGCCCAUAGGCUCACACACAGGUGCGUGUGUGUGUGUGCAGGUGAACAAGCACUUCAGUCCUCGAGAGCCAGGUACAGCUCUCCGGAGCUAGAUUCGGAGCGUCCUACCUCACCUCUCCCCUGGGGCCUUACUCUUCUUGCCAGUGUCAGACCCCAGAGCAGCACCAACCACAGACUCUGACCUUCCUGUCCCUGGCUUUCCUCUGCAAUCCGAGUCUUCAGCUAAAUGCUGCUGUGUCCGAUAGGGUACUGGCAGCCACAUCGGGCUGCUUCAAUUUACGUGCAAAGUAAUGAAAAG